AUGAACCAAAUCCUUCGACUGUCCUCGCACUCUAAGAAGGAGGCCAAGCUCGCAGAGCAGAUUCAAGCCUUCGGCACUCUCUUAGACUCCUUCGGCAACGCCAAGACACUCAUGAACCCCAACGCAUCACGCCACGGUCGUUACCUCGAACUCCACUUCAACGAGCGUGGCAGAAUAAGCUCAGCCAAAGCGUUGACAUACGGCCUAGACAAGACCCGCCUGAACCACCUCACUUUCGAAGAGCGCUCAUACCACGUAUUUUACCAGUUCCUCGCUGGGGCUACUGUGGCUGAGAGGGACCACUUUGUCUUGGAAGACCCAUCGGAUUACGCCCUCCUAGCAUCUUCAGGCACUUACCGCCUCCCCUCCGGUCCUUUCAGCGACGAUGCCAUCGGCAUGAGCGACCUGCGCGCUGCCAUGCGAACCCUGGGCUUCAAACCGAAACACAUGACCUCUAUUUUUAGCCUCCUCGUAGCCAUUCUCCAACUUGGGAAUCUUCAGUUUACAGAUGGCGAUGCAUCAGAUGUACCAGCCUACGUCUCCAACGCGCCAGUGCUCGACCAAGUAGCUCGCUUGCUCGGCGUAGCACCCGAAGAGCUGAGCCAAGUUCUCACCAACAAGACAAAUUACGUGCGCAAGGAGCUCUACACCGUCAUCCUCAACGCUCAGCAGAGCUCGGCACAGCGAGACCACCUCGUCCGAGACCUCUACGCCAUCCUCUUCCAAUUCAUAGUCGAAACGUCCAAUCACAGACUAGCACCUAGCUCAAAGGACCCCCUCCCCUCUACCCAAAUCAUCCUCCUCGACCAAGCGGGGUACCAAACCCGCGGUCCGGCAGGGACGACAUCCAUCUCUCUCACGGGCGCCACGCCCCUCAUAUCUGCGUACGGACAAAACGGGUUUGACGAGUUUUGCAUCAACUUUACUGAUGAGCUGCUCCAUUCAUACGUCCAGCGGAACAUCUUUGAGGAUACAGUAGGACCAAACGUGCAGAUGGUCAAUGACGGCGUGACGUUGCCUGCUAUUGCCACCAUGGACAACGGGGCGUGCGUUGAGCUGAUCAGGGGCGCGCAGUUGAGUGAACGGGCGCAGAGGAAGCCGGGGGGGCUGUUGGGUGUCCUCAACAAAGCUUGUUCGUCGUACAAGUCUGGUAAAGGCGGGGAACAGCGCGACGAUGAUCUUUUGCAAGAGCUCAAUUCGCGGUUUGGGGUUCAUAAUUCGUACGUUGCGUCUACGUCUGGAUCAGCAGCGGACAGGACGUUGUUUGGGAUCAACCACUAUGCGGGGCAGGCUUCGUAUGACGUUAAGCAGUUCGUGGAGAAGGAUGUGGAUUUGUUGGACUCGGCGUUUGUUACGCUCCUACGCAACUCUUCUGACCCGUUCGUUUCCAAGUUG
This is a messenger RNA of Laccaria bicolor S238N-H82, 1395 nucleotides long. RefSeq lists its product as uncharacterized. The annotation marks the transcript as partial. The record is from RefSeq and is a predicted model, not a curated record. The transcript has a single exon. Gene Ontology annotation, cellular component: vesicle; actin cytoskeleton; cytoplasm. Lineage: Eukaryota; Fungi; Basidiomycota; Agaricomycetes; Agaricales; Hydnangiaceae. Gene Ontology annotation, biological process: actin filament organization; vesicle transport along actin filament. Gene Ontology annotation, molecular function: actin filament binding; ATP binding; microfilament motor activity.